AAGAACUCGUACUCGUCUUGGACCAUGGGAAAAGUGUAAAGAAAGAUUUAGCACACAAUUCACACCGUUUUUUCUAAAGAAAACUUUUGUUACCAAGACCUACACGUUUGUAAACCUGUUUACCUUCUCUUCACUCUAAUUGGCUCAUUUGAUGACAUUAUCUAACGAUUAGGACAAGAUCAGACCAAAAUUGGCAUUCAGUUGCGACAGGCUCAAAGGGUGUUUCAAGAUUUGUUCUCCAACAAGAGAAUACGGCUGUUUUUGAGAAUAUAUUUGAUAUAUUAGUAAAAAUAAGGUGACAAUGAUGAGAUGUGUAUAUUUAGCUGCGGUUGCUGUGGCUGGUUUAGGCAUCGUCAUAGCUGACACGACUCUGACAGUUGAAACCAGCAACCCGGAAAUCUACGCAUAUUAUGGUUCACAAAUAACGAUUUCUUGUACAUCAACUGGAUCACCACAGCCAACGAUCACCUGGAGAGCAAGAAGAGAAACAUUAGACGAAAAAAGUGGCGCAGUAAUUGAAUCAACUAAUCUGACGUCAACAAAAACUAAAAGUGUCCUAACAAUCAAAAGCGUUGUUUGUUUGAGGUGUGCGGUUCAAAAGGAGAUAAUGACAAAGAGGUAUGAAUGUCUGGCAAAGAACAAAAAUGGUAUGGGUCGAAAAAAAAUCCUUGUACGUAUUGAUGUAAAACCAAUGGCUCCAGUGAUUUACACUUCAAAAGUGACCAGCAGCUCGAGUAUUUUGGUAAAUUGGAGAGCGGUUACGAGAGUACCAAAUGGUGUACCUAUAGAGUCGUACAUUCUGCUUUUUAAUGCUGAUCAUCAGAAAAGUCAACGAUCUAUCAACGUCACCGCCAAAGAAAAUAUUACUGCCAAUUAUGAAUAUGAGCUAACAGGCUUGAAUCAGAUAACGGCUUACUCAAUUUCUGUAUCUGCAAAGAACAGGUAUGGAGUCGGAGCAGCCUCAGAACCCGUUAUCGAGAAGACGAAAGCCAUUGACCCACAACCUCCAGAGAUAUCAUUGGAUGGUCCUGUAACGAAUCAAAACAUCUCUUUAAAAUUUUUCCCUUCGCCAUUAAACAAGCAAGAAAUUUUAGCUUAUCAGAUAUUUGUUGAAAUGAUCAGCGACAAAGUAACGAGUACCCCCAUAGCAUUACCGAAUGUCUAUGGCAAUAAUUCACUGAAAAACAAACAUAUUUAUAUAGCAGCACACUUCAAUGGAAACGAGUUACCCGGUGAAUUUACUCUGGGCGAUAAUAAGUGGUAUGAGUAUCACAAUAAUAAGAAACUGGAGCCUUUAACAAAAUAUAGAAUAUACGUAAGAGCUUUGGCCAAAGAUUUCAAUGACAAGGAUACAAUCAUCUACGGAAAACCAAAAUUCAUUGUGGCUACAACAAAAUUACCAGGAGUUCCAAAACUUGCUGUAAUCGAGGUAUCGAAAAAAUGGUUGAUAUUUGCUUGGAGCGGAGUCAAAUCUAAAAAAUUUUUUUACAAAUUGGUGGUUAAACAAGGAGAAAAAAUCAUUUUUGAUAAAAAAGUGGAAGACGUUCCGUAUAAAGUGGAAAAUUUGGAGAAAGGAAAAAAGUACAAGGCGUAUCUAUAUGUUUGUACGAAAGCGUCAAAAUGUUUUACAGAGCCGGAAGGAAUGGAGUUACAAACAGUUGCUCGUGAAGGUGAAUCAUCGAUGCAGGUUCUGAUUAUUAUAAUUGCUGUUGGGUCAGUUGUUCUGUUAAUUAUCUUAGUUAUGGCAGUUUUCUGUUGUCUGAGAAGAAGAAAAAGACAGAAACAAGGAUUCUUAAAGAAAAGUAUGACAACUGAAUAUGCAGCAGAGCCACAUCAAUCGAAAAAUGGUUCAAGUAGGAAAAUAGAUGAAGAGAACAUCGCCCUGAUCGAAAGAAAAGAAAAUGGGGACGCUGUUAACGAGAAGGAUUUGAAACCAAUUCGAGCAAAACCGUUAAACAGCAACGCAGAAUCAUCAACCGAUCCUUCAACUGAAUGGGAGUGUUCUAAAGACCAUAUUAGCAUUAUCAAAGAAAUUGAACAUGAUCAUUUUGGAAAAACAUGCAAAGGUUCGGUAAGGUCCCAAAAAGGUGAUAAUGAGGAUGGAUCAGUCAUGCUAAGAAUAUUAAAAGACGAACCAAGCGAAAGUUUAAAGGCAGAAUUUUUAUCAAUUAUUGAAGUGAUGAAAAGGCUACCUGUACAUGAUGGUGUAACUAAUUUGCUGGGAUGUAUUACAAAACAUGAUCCGACGACAAUAAUCAUGGAAUAUGUACCAUAUGGAGACCUGUUAGGAUAUAUGAGAACAAGUCGUGGACUACAUGAUGAACAUUAUAAGGCAGAGAAAUCGCGUGUGAAUGAUUUAGGCUCAGCUGAGCUUAUGUCAUUUGCCGAGCAAAUAGCAUCAGCAAUGGCACAUUUAGAACGUCACAAAGUUACGCAUGGUGAUCUGGCAGCCAGAAAUGUUUUGGUAGGGCGGCAAGGUCUUUGUAAACUAACAAGAAUCGGUGAACAUCCAAUGGUCUUUGACAAAGAUACUUAUGCUACUAGGAGAAAGGAUCGUCUGUUAGUGAAGUGGGCUGCUAUUGAAGUUGUGAUGGAUAAAGUGAGAACAACUCAAAGUGAUGUGUGGAGUUAUGGAAUACUUUUGUAUGAAAUUGCUACAGUGGGUGGCUCUCCAUAUGUUGGGAAAGAUGAACAUUGGUUACUAGAUAUGCUAAAAGAGGAUUAUCGAAUGCCUUGUCCUGACCAUGUCAGUGAAGCUUUAUAUUCAGUAAUGUUAGAUUGUUGGAAAAACGAUCCUAGCGAGCGACCAGAUUUUGAAAAGUUGGUGAAAGUUAUGAGAACCUUGACACUAAUGAACAAACACCAGGAUCAUAUAAAUAUUGCAAAGUACGAUGGUGAGCUGUUUUCAAAACUGGAUGAUGACAAAUGCUGAGUUGCGGUUAUCAAAACGCAGAAUCAAUGACGCGUGGGUUUAUCCACGCUACGCCACGGCGACCAUAUACUUGUCAGCACGAGUCUGGUUGGGAAUACUAAAGAUAUACCUCGUGCUCGGGAUUAUUUCGUGAAAUUUAACUUAAAGAAAUUAUACUGAGGCUAAUUAAAUCUGAUUGGAGGGCAUCUUUUUAUACAUUGAAAGACGCAUGGAUUCUCUUACGACAAGGUUCUCUUUCGUUCCAUAUUUUUUGUUUAUAUCUAAAGGCCAUGUACACGCUGCAAUUUUUCUUGCAACUUGUAAUGCACUUCUACGUUUAAGAGAUGUAAAUUAGUGAAGAGUCUGGUGUAAGAAACGCCAUGGACUGGCCAUGGAAUGUAUGAAUAACAAAAGUUUGGUUGUUGCCAAAUUUACAUCUCUCAAAAGAAGAAUUGCAUUGCAAGUUGCAGGAAAAAUCGCACCGUGUAACAAGGCCUUAAGGGAAUAACCAUAAUUUUCAAAUAGUGUGUUAAGAACUAAUGACUUACUUACAAAUAGUAGUGCUAAUUAUGGACUACCGUAAACCUAAACCCAAAUACCGAGCUAAAUACUAUGUAUUUUACCAAAAGUAAAAUUGUGCAUAAACUUGCAUUUUAAGGACGCGCAGGCCUCGGUCAGCUGUAUAGAUCAUCUAAAGAUACGUUUGCACAAAGAUUUGUCUGACGUUUGUCGUAUUUUUUCCACUGAGACUGAUUAUAUCAUUAAUGCAUCUGAAUGACGGUCUGACAAACUGAGAGGAAACGUACCUUUAGGCCAUUUUAGCUAGGAAAACGUAUAUAUUAUUGGUUAACAUAUGUUGGUAACAGUACUUAGAGAAACCUCAUGGUAGCUGUGCAUUGGUGAUAGGCAAAAUUGCAGUUGUAAUGUAUAAAAAUAGGAUUAUUAAGGAGAUUGACUAUGCUGUUUCAGGAAUUUGAAAUUUGUAUGCUUUCUAUUCUUCAUUUGUCACGUUGUUUUGAAAUCUUAUUUUAAACCAAUGAACGUCCAAACGUCCGACUCCAAUUGUGUUGGAUCUAAUUGUCAGAUUGUGUAUCCGAUUAUAAUACUUUGGAUCCAACACAAACUUGCGACAAAACUGGACUGAUUGCGUGAACAGAUCCAGGUGCGGAUCCUGCAUUUUGGCUGAUUGAUGCGAUGUUUUGAACCUACUGGAUGCGUCUCAUCUUUUUAUAUUUUAUAUUAAGUAUUUGUGCAAUUCGCUUAUUUUGCUCAAUCGUUCUAUUUAAUUCUGAAAGUAAGAAAAAAGGUAUUCGAAAAAAAUUAAAUUAAAAACCUCUAUAAAUUUCUAU
Molecule: messenger RNA, 4260 nt
Organism: Dendronephthya gigantea
Lineage: Eukaryota; Metazoa; Cnidaria; Anthozoa; Malacalcyonacea; Nephtheidae
Product: angiopoietin-1 receptor-like
Exons: 19
Coding region: 302-2932 (876 amino acids)
Biological process (GO): multicellular organism development; cell surface receptor protein tyrosine kinase signaling pathway; protein phosphorylation
Cellular component (GO): signaling receptor complex
Molecular function (GO): protein binding; ATP binding; transmembrane receptor protein tyrosine kinase activity
Source: RefSeq, a predicted model, not a curated record